AUGUCCAUGCCAGGAAUCCCGACACCAUGGCAUGGGGAGGAAGGAGGAAGCGUCCAGCGAGACGCGCGACCCGGCGGAGGGAUCACGUCGGACAAGUUCAACUCGGACCUCGGCAUCAAUCCAGUGGACCUGCGGUCACGAAGCACCACGCAGUUGCCGCCGCGACGACAGCUUCAGCCCCACGAUCACCGCGAUUAUGGGGCCGCAUUGAGUCCCCACCUCGGCAGCUACAUGUCGCCAGCCAGAUCAGACCACCACUGUCAAUAUCUCGGGGUGGCGAUCAAUCGAUCGAUUUGCCACGACACGCGCGCACUCGCCGUGAAGCGAGAGGUGGCGAACUCCCCGGAAGCGUCUGCCUCGGACGACUGGCAGUCGGACACGGACGCGCUGCUCGACUGUCUCCCCUGGGACGAGCUGCGGGACCUCUCUCCGCCCUGCACGCCGCGCUCGUGCGCCCCUACAGACUUCUCGCCAUCAAUGGACGCGAUCCGAGGCGCCAGUCCGCUCAGCAGCCCAGCCGUUCGCGUCCAUACGCUGCGGUCGGGGACCGGCAGCGGCCUGAGCCCAAUCCGCGGCGAGGACGAGGAACCACUGCGACAUCUGACGGGAGGCGGAGCUACCAGUCUCAGCCUCCACAUUGCCAUGAACAGCUCGCAGAUCGACGCGAUGUGGGCGUCCGUGCACUCCGCGGGCUUCACGUCCGCUGCCAUGCCCAUGAUGGACACGCCCAUGGCGCCACCCCCACUUACGUGGACUAAUAGCGAUAUUAGUCAGCAGGUGAUCCAGUGCGACCAGCUCCCGAACGCCAGCGCCAUGGACCGACGCCGACAGAAGAACCGCGAGUGCAUGCGCCGCGCGAGACAGCGCCAGCGGGACGAGCUCAACAGUAUGAAGGCCACCGUCGCCAGGCUCGAGAAGCUGUACGCGGAGCUGAGCUUGCAGUCGACCUCAGGGAGCAGGACGAACGUGCAGGAGGGUGCAGUGGUGUCUCGAGUAGCCACUGACUAUGCGCAAGCGGUGGAGCUGUCGAGACGCCUUGGCGCCGAGAACCUGUACCUCAAGGCGGAGAUCCAGCAGCAGGCGGCGUGGAAGCUCAACCUCUCGCGCAUCCUGCAGUCGCGCAUGGAGGUGGACGGCCCUCGUUGGGCGCGGCAGUUCCAGCAGCCGUCGCUGGGCGGAGAGGAGGUUCUCCGCAUGAGACUUGAUGAACGCGACCAGUUUGAGGCGGCGGAGGAGUUCGGCUUCCACCCGCUGACGGACUUGGGGCUGACGCAGGUUUUACUGGAGAACAGCCGCACCAUGUCGCGCGUGCACAGUCGCCUGUUGAUCCCGUCGUCGCUCGAUACGGACGACGGCGCCCGUACGAGAAGGAUCACGACGUUCGGCUGGGACAUGGUGCAGCGCGUGCACGACAACAUCAUGGAGUGCGUCCUCACCAAGCGAUUCCACGGCUUGAACGUGGCGCAGCUCAUGCAGAAGACGUGGGCGAACGACAUGAGGCUGGGCGAGUUCAAGAAGGUGAAGGGCGAGACGUCUCGACUCGAAGUGCUGCAGACGGUGAACCCCAACGCCUACGUAUUGGUGCGAGACGUCACGUCUCCCACUGAAGACAUCUCGACGUUCCGCUCUGUGUUCGUGCGCUUCCUCAUUGAAACGAGCAAGAAGAUCCCGGCGUCGGAUGCCGUCAAGGCUGCGCCCACCGGUAUCGACGCUAGCGCUCCGUCCAUGCCGCCGCCGUAUACUGAAUCGGACUCGGAGUGUGAAGAUAUGAUACUGGAAGCUACGGGCUACGUGCUGAGCACGCAGAGCUUCGAUACCGACUACUCGAGGAACCCGAGACAGGAAGACGUCCGCAACAAGGUGGCGUGGGCUCACUUGUCGCUGUCGAUUGAGUUUUUGAACGUGGUGAACCCUGUCACGGGGGAGGAGUACCAGCAGUUGCGCUGGACCGGACGCACCAACUACUGCGGGCCGGAGCACGCGCAACGCAAUGCGAGCGACAUGAUGCAGGGAAUGUUGCGCUGGGAGCUGCUGGUCAUCUCCCCCGCCGUCAACCUCGUGUCGCUGUCGUUAGAGUGA
Messenger RNA from Phytophthora sojae, 2079 nucleotides. RefSeq lists its product as hypothetical. Gene Ontology annotation, molecular function: DNA-binding transcription factor activity. Gene Ontology annotation, biological process: regulation of DNA-templated transcription. NCBI's taxonomy places the organism in Eukaryota, Oomycota, Peronosporomycetes, Peronosporales, Peronosporaceae. The transcript has 3 exons. The coding region runs from base 1 to 2079 and encodes 692 amino acids. The record is from RefSeq and is a predicted model, not a curated record.